Messenger RNA from Cuscuta campestris, 2115 nucleotides. Lineage: Eukaryota; Viridiplantae; Streptophyta; Magnoliopsida; Solanales; Convolvulaceae. The record is from the annotation of a GenBank genome assembly.
AGGCCAAGCCCAUGAACUGUUCGAUCAAAUGCUUCGCGCGCAACCAUUGCCUUAUAUUGUUCUGUUCAACAAAUUGCUUGGUAGAGUUGUGAAAAUGAAGUGUUAUAGGGCUGCUGUUUGCAUGUUUAGCGAAAUGCGCCUUCGGGGUAUCCCUGUGGACGCUUAUACCCUAACCAUUCUCAUUGAUGCAUUAUGCCUCUCAAAUCGUGUGGAUUUCGGGUUUUGUGUGCUUGGGUUGUUCUUCAAAUCUGGAAUUGAUAUCAAUGUGGUGACUUUCACCAAACUGAUCAAAGGUCUCUGUCUGGAUAAUAAGAUUGUGGAGGCUGUAGAGCUAUUCAAGAAGUUGGUUAUGGAGGACGUUUGCCAAGUUAAUAUUUUCACCUAUGCUGUACUAAUGAAGGGGCUUUGCAAGGCAGGUUAUACUCAAACUGCUCUUGAUUUACUCAUACUAAUGCAAAAGGAGGGGCCUCAGCCUAACAACGUAGCAUAUAACAUUGUGAUUGAUUCUUUGUGCAAAGACGGAAUGGAGGUUACCAAGUUAAUGAAUGAGAUGGUGCACCAUGAGGUAUAUCCAGAUGUCGUUACCUUCACUAUAAUGGUAGAUGCUUUUUGCAAGGAGGGGAAGUUGAAAGAUGCAGAAGCUAUUAUUCCAAUCGUGAUUCAAAGAAACAUUUGUCCUGAUGUCAUCACAUACAACCCAUUGAUUGAGGGGUACUGUUUGCAAGGGAAAAUUGAUGAUGCUCGCAGAGUUCUUGGACAGAUGGUAGACAAAGGCAUUCGACCAAAUCUUACAAACUAUAACACGAUAAUUAAUGGAUAUUGCAAAAGAAAAGCAAUGGACGAGGCCAUGCAUCUUUUUCAUGAAAUGCCUCAAAAGGGGCUCCAUCCUGAUGCUGUUACUUACACCACAAUGUUGCAAGGGCUUUUUCUGGUGGGCCGAUGUGAUGAUGCUUUAAAUCUCUUUCAGGAUAUGCAAUUGUCUGCACAUGCACCUGAUUUUCACACGUAUUGCGUCUUACUUACCGGUUUGUGCAAUAACGGACAUAUUGAAGAGGCAAUGUCACUCUACAGUAAGUUUCGUGGGAACGGGAACGGCUCUCACGUUUUUGGUAGCAUCAUUAUAGAUGGGCUGUGCAAGACGGGACAACUCAAUAUUGCACGCGGUGUAUUAAGUAACCUCAUCUUUAAGGGUCAGCACGUAAAUGUUUAUGCAUACAAUGCAAUGAUAUAUGGGCUCUGCCGAGAGGGAUUAGUACAUGAAGCCUUAGACCUUCUUAGGAGAAUGGGCGAAACUGGUUGCUUACCGAAUUCUUUCACUUACAAUGUUAUUUUGAAAGAAUUUGUUAGAAUGGAAAAAAUGCACGAGGCAAAUAUGUUAUUAGAUGAAAUGUCUAGCAAGUGCAUUUCUCCAGACGUUUACACAUUGACCUUGAUGAAUGACUUACUUGCAUUUGGAGCAGUUCGUGAUCUCGACCAUGCCCGGGAACUGUUCGAUCAAAUGCUUCGCGCCCAGCCAUUGCCUUCUAUUGUUCAGUUCACCAAAUUGCUUGGUAAAAUUGUGAAAAUGAAACAUUAUGGGGCUGCUGUUUGCUGGUUUAAAGAAAUGCGCAACCGUGGUAUCUCAGUGGAUUCGUAUGCCCUAACCAUUCUGAUUGAUGCAUUAUGCCUCACAAAUCAAGCGGAUUGCGGGUUUUCUGUGCUUGGGUUGUUCUUCAAAUGUGGGAUUGAAGUCAGUGUGGUGACAUUCAACACACUGAUCAAAGGUCUUUGUCUGAAUGAUAGGAUUGUGGAGGCCAUAGAGCUAUUCAAGAAGUUGGUUAGGGAGGAAGUUUGCCAAGUUGAUAAUUUCACUUAUGCUAUACUCAUGAAUGGGCUUUGCAAGGCAGGAGGGGAGGUUGAAAGAUGCAGAAUCUAUUAUUCAAAUCAUGAUUCAAAGAAACACUUAUCCUGAUGUGAUCACAUACAACACAUUGAUUGAGGGGUAUUGUUUGCUAGGGCAGAUGGAUGACGCUCAGAGAAUUCUUGGUCAGAUGGUAGACAACGGCGUUCGACCUAAUGUUAUGAACUAUAACACACUAAUUAAUGGAUAUAGCAAAAGAAAAGUAAUGGAUAAGG